Molecule: messenger RNA, 378 nt
Organism: Drosophila montana
Lineage: Eukaryota; Metazoa; Arthropoda; Insecta; Diptera; Drosophilidae
Gene: Sf3b5
Product: splicing factor 3b subunit 5
Exons: 1
Coding region: 82-339 (85 amino acids)
Biological process (GO): mRNA splicing, via spliceosome
Cellular component (GO): U2 snRNP; precatalytic spliceosome
Source: RefSeq, a predicted model, not a curated record
UAGUUCAGUACUGCGCCAAACAUCACUAAAAACAAACGGAACAUUUAGCUCACAGCGGAAAAUUAAUAUUUAUUUCACAAAAUGGGCGAACGUUAUAACAUACACAGUCAAUUGGAGCAUCUGCAGAGCAAAUACAUUGGCACAGGACACGCGGAUACCACCAAAUUUGAGUGGUUAACCAAUCAACACCGCGACUCAUUGGCCAGCUAUAUGGGACACUACGAUAUGCUCAAUUAUUUUGCCAUCGCCGAAAACGAAUCCAAGGCGCGUGUGCGGUUUAAUUUAAUGGAACGCAUGUUGCAGCCGUGUGGACCGCCGCCGGAAAAACUAGAAGAUUGAACAGUAAUAAAUAAAAAAGUAAAUAAAUGUAAGAACCAA